This is a messenger RNA of Meloidogyne enterolobii, 363 nucleotides long. Lineage: Eukaryota; Metazoa; Nematoda; Chromadorea; Rhabditida; Meloidogynidae. The record is from the annotation of a GenBank genome assembly.
AUGAAUAAGCUGAAAAAAUUACAAUUCGACACACUUUUGGAAUAUCUAGGAAUCUGUGAAGCUAUUUCAUCAGACCAUAUGGCAAAAGAUUAUUGUAUGGAUUUUAUACUUAAAAUGGAAGGAUUACACGAAAUGCUUAGAGCAAAGCUUAAAAAUGCGCCUAUGGAAAAGGACAAAACUGAGGCUGAUCAUAAAUUGUCUGAUGUUGAAAAGGAAACUUUUGAUAAAAUUAUUGAAAAUACAAAAUCACCAAAACAAGAAAAUGCUAACUUUAUUCAUUAUAUUUAUAAUGCGCUUAGAAAUGCUUCGAUUGAUCAUGUGAACGAUUUUGAAAAUUUCUGGCAAAAAGAACAUAAGGAUUGA